Molecule: messenger RNA, 882 nt
Organism: Hansenula ciferrii
Lineage: Eukaryota; Fungi; Ascomycota; Saccharomycetes; Phaffomycetales; Wickerhamomycetaceae
Product: 3-oxoacyl-[acyl-carrier-protein] reductase
Exons: 1
Coding region: 1-882 (293 amino acids)
Biological process (GO): phosphatidic acid biosynthetic process; triglyceride catabolic process
Cellular component (GO): endoplasmic reticulum; lipid droplet
Molecular function (GO): triacylglycerol lipase activity; acylglycerone-phosphate reductase (NADP+) activity
Source: RefSeq, a predicted model, not a curated record
AUGACUACAUCUAAACCAAAGUCUGUCUUCAUCACAGGUGCAUCUGCUGGAAUUGGUUAUGCCUUAUCAAUUGAAUUUGCCAAAAGAGGUUAUAAAGUAUUUGCAGGGGCAAGAAAUGUCAAAAAAUUAGAAAAUUUAAAGCAAUAUGGUAUCACGAUUUAUGAAUUCGAUAUAACAAAAACAGAGUCAAUUUUUAAAGUGAAAGAUUUUAUUUCUAAAGAAACUGGUGGAGAAUUGGAUAUCUUAUAUAAUAAUGUUGGUAUAUCACCUAAUAAGAGUUCUAUUCUAGAUCAAGAUAUAAAAGAAUUACGUCAAACUUUCGAUGCCAAUUAUUUUGGUCAUAUUGAAGUUAUCCAAGCUUUCCAACAAUUAUUCUUAAAAUCAAGAGGUCUCAUUGCAUUCACUGAUUCUGUUAUUGAUUUGGUUCCAACUCCAUUCUUGGGUGGUUAUGCUGCUUCAAAAGCUGCGUUCCAUCAAUUAGGUGCUAAUUUAGCAUUAGAAGUCAAUUCAUUAGGUGUUAAAGUUGUUCAAGUCAGAACAGGAAAUGUUAGUUCAGAACUUGGUACCACAGAUCCUUGCAAAACUUCCAAAGAUUCAGUUUAUUACCUUAAUGAUGAUGUGGAUAUCUUGAAAGCAGAUUUUGGUACAGGUCAAGAUUCUAAAAUUUAUGCUAAAAAUGUUAUAAAUGAUAUUGAAAAAGUUUUUAAUUCCCAAAACACAUACCAUAAGAUCAUAUAUAGAGGUGAAAGUGCCAGUACUGCUUAUUGGAUGAAUUGGCUAGUACCAUUUUGGGCAUGGUCUUAUUUCAUUAUAAAAUUCUUGAAAAUUGAUGGUUUAUUUGCUAAAGUUAAGCAAAAAAUUGAGAAGCAAAAGACACCUUGA